Molecule: messenger RNA, 5360 nt
Organism: Aspergillus saccharolyticus JOP 1030-1
Lineage: Eukaryota; Fungi; Ascomycota; Eurotiomycetes; Eurotiales; Aspergillaceae
Product: DNA-directed RNA polymerase I core subunit RPA190
Exons: 4
Coding region: 69-5102 (1677 amino acids)
Biological process (GO): DNA-templated transcription
Cellular component (GO): RNA polymerase I complex
Molecular function (GO): DNA-directed RNA polymerase activity; DNA binding
Source: RefSeq, a predicted model, not a curated record
CAGCCACACAAGGAUUCGAAGGACUCGCACCACCCGUUGCUUUGCUCCGAGAGCUGCAAGGGGACAUCAUGGCGACCUUCGCACGACCGGUGGCUUCCACCAUUGCGGGGAUUGACUUUGGCGUCUACACCGAUGAAGACAUCAAAGCUCUCUCUGUAAAGCGAAUUCAGAACACCCCGGCGCUGGAUUCCUUCAACAAUCCUGUCCCCGGUGGUCUUUACGACCCUGCUCUGGGUGCCUGGGGCGACCAUGUUUGCACAACAUGCCGUCAGUCUUCCUGGUCCUGCACUGGCCACUCCGGUCAUGUAGAACUGCCAGUGCGUGUGUACAAUCCCACCUAUUUCGAACAGAUGUACCGUCUCCUAAAGGCGCAAUGUGUCUACUGCCAUCGCUUCCAAAUGUCUCGCUUCGAAAUCAAUACCUAUGCCUGCAAAUUACGACUACUGCAAUAUGGCUUGGUCGAUGAGGUCGCUGUUAUUGAUACCAUGGCUCAUUCGACGGGCAACAAGAGGAAAGGCGCCAAAGACGGCGAAGGCUCCAGCGAGGAGGACGAGGACGACGACGAUAGAAUGGCCCGCAGAACCUCCUACGUCAAGAAAUGCAUUCGACAAGCGCAAGCAGAUGGAAGAUUGAAGGGUCUUAUGGCGGGUGCGAAGAAUCCGUUGGCUGCGGAACAGCGCCGUUUCCUUGUUAGAGAAUUCAUGAAAGCCAUUGGCACCCCUAGCAAGUGUGCCAGCUGCAGUGGGAUUUCUCCUUCCUACCGGAAAGAUAAAUUCUCGAAGGUUUUCCGCAAGCCUCUGCCCGAGAAGUCCAAACACGCCAUGCUGCAAGCUGGAUUCCAAGCACCCAACUCUUUGAUCCUUCUCCAGCAGGCUCAAAGUCUCAACAGCAAAGCAAAGGAGGCACUGGCUGAUGGAGCAUCCGAGACUGCAUCUCAGGUCCAUGGGGCUGAGGAGGAGGUUGCCCGCGGUAAUGCCGUCGUCGCCGAGCUUGAGAGCAGGAAACAGGCCGCGGGUGAAGGCCAGCAAUACAUGCCCUCGCCUGAGGUCCACGCCGCACUGACUUUGCUCUUCGAGAAGGAAGCGGACAUUCUGACCCUCGUGUAUAACUCUCGACCACUGCCUAAAAAGGAGGCUCGGGUGAGCGCCGACAUGUUCUUCAUCAAGAACAUUCUGGUGCCGCCUAACAAAUAUCGUCCUGUCGCACAGCAAGGAGCUGGUGCUAUCAUGGAAGCUCAGCAGAACACUAUUUUCACGAAUAUCUUGAAGAAUUGCGACAUCAUCAAUCAGAUCAGCAAGGAAAGGCAGAGCAGUAGCUCUAGUGCUGCUAUGCGAGUUCGCGAUUACCGUGAUCUGCUCCACUCAAUGGUACAGCUCCAGGACACUGUGAACGGACUUAUCGACCGCGAUCGAAACGCUUCCGCAGGACCCGCCGCCGCCGCCGGCCCCAACGGUAUCAAGCAGGUUCUCGAGAAGAAGGAGGGUCUCUUCCGAAAGAACAUGAUGGGAAAGCGUGUCAACUUUGCUGCCCGAAGUGUUAUCUCUCCCGAUCCCAACAUCGAAACCAACGAGAUUGGUGUUCCUAUGGUUUUCGCUAAGAAGUUGACUUAUCCUGAGCCCGUGACCAACCACAACUUCUGGGAGAUGAAACAGGCUGUAAUCAACGGUCCCGACAAAUACCCGGGUGCUUCUGCCAUUGAAAACGAGCUGGGCCAAGUCACUAACUUGAGGUUCAAGAGCUUGGAUGAGCGUACGGCGUUGGCUAAUCAACUCCUUGCGCCCUCUAACUGGCGCAUGAAGGGAUCUCGCAACAAGAAAGUCUACCGUCAUCUUACUACCGGUGAUGUUGUAUUGAUGAACCGUCAGCCUACCCUCCACAAGCCAUCUAUCAUGGGUCACAAAGCCCGUGUCCUUCCCAACGAGAGAACAAUUCGCAUGCACUACGCCAACUGUAAUACCUACAAUGCGGAUUUCGAUGGUGACGAGAUGAACAUGCACUUCCCUCAGAACGAACUUGCGAGAUCAGAGGCGAUGAUGCUUGCGGAUGCGGACCACCAAUAUCUUGUCGCAACGUCCGGCAAGCCUCUGCGUGGUUUGAUUCAGGAUCAUAUCUCCAUGAGCACCUGGUUCACGUGCAGAGACAGUUUCUUUGAGGAGGAGGAUUACCACGAGCUCUUGUACAGCUGUUUGAGACCCGAGAAUUCUCACACGAUUACCGACCGCAUUCAAUUGAUUGGCCCAGCAGUCAUCCGACCCAAGCCUCUCUGGACCGGCAAACAAGUCAUCACGACCAUUCUUAAGAACAUCAUGCCUCCCGGGAGAGCCGGUCUUAACCUGAAGAGCAAGUCCUCCACGCCCGGUGACCGCUGGGGUGAGGGUAACGAAGAAGGCACAGUCAUCUUCAAGGACGGCGAGUUGCUUUGCGGCAUUCUCGAUAAGAAGCAGAUCGGUCCUACUGCUGGCGGUCUGGUUGAUGCCAUUCACGAAAUCUAUGGACACACUAUCGCGGGUCGAUUGAUCAGUAUCCUGGGUCGACUUUUGACCAGGUUCUUGAACAUGCGCGCGUUUACUUGUGGCAUUGACGAUCUUCGUUUGACCAAGGAAGGUGAUCGCGUUCGCAGAGAAAAGAUCAGCGAGGCUGCCGCCAUCGGUCGUGAGGUUGCGCUGAAGUAUGUCACUCUUGACGAGGCCACGGGCGGCGAUCAGGAGGCCGAGCUGAAUCGGCGCAUGGAGGAGGUUCUUCGCGACGAUGAGAAGCAGAGUGGUCUUGAUAGUGUCUCCAACGCUCGCACUGCCAAGUUGUCCACUGAAAUCACCAAGGCUUGUCUUCCUGGAGGUCUUGUCAAGCCGUUCCCAUGGAACCAGAUGCAGUCGAUGACGAUUUCUGGAGCCAAGGGUUCUAGCGUCAACGCCAACCUGAUCUCCUGCAACCUUGGACAGCAGGUUUUGGAAGGUCGCCGUGUACCUGUCAUGGUGAGCGGUAAGACGCUGCCCUCUUUCCGCGCGUUUGAUACGAAUCCUAUGGCUGGCGGUUAUGUGUGUGGUCGUUUCUUGACUGGUAUCAAGCCUCAGGAAUAUUACUUCCACGCCAUGGCUGGUCGUGAGGGUCUAAUUGAUACUGCCGUCAAGACUUCUAGAUCCGGUUAUCUGCAGCGUUGUUUGAUCAAGGGAAUGGAAGGCUUGCGGGCGGAGUAUGACACUUCGGUCCGUGAGGCUUCAGAUGGUUCUAUUGUACAGUUCUUGUACGGUGAGGACGGUCUGGAUAUCACGAAGCAGGUCCACCUGAAGAAUUUCGACUUCUUGGCCUCCAAUUACCUUUCCAUCAUGUCGCAGGUUAAUCUGACGAGCGACUUCCACGGCUUGGAGAAGGAAGAUGUCGUCAACUGGCACAAGGAUGCUAUCAAGAAGGUCCGAAAGACAGGCAAGAUCGAUGCUAUGGACCCUGUUCUUUCUCUCUAUCACCCUGGAGGCAAUCUGGGCAGUAUCUCCGAAGCAUUCUCACAAGCACUCAAGAAGUACGAGGAUGCCAACGCGGAUGGAUUGCUCAGAGAUAAGAAGAAGAACAUCGAGGGUGUCAUCACCAAGAAGUCGUUCAACACUCUGAUGAACAUGAAGUACAUGAAGUCUGUCGUUGACCCUGGUGAGGCUGUUGGUAUUGUGGCCGGCCAAUCUAUCGGCGAACCCUCCACUCAGAUGACCCUGAACACUUUCCACUUGGCUGGUCACUCCGCAAAGAACGUCACGCUGGGUAUUCCCCGUCUUCGUGAAAUCGUUAUGACGGCUAGUGCUCACAUCAUGACCCCUACCAUGACCCUGGUUCUGAAUGAAGAGCUCUCCAAGGAACACUCCGAGAGAUUCGCCAAAGCCAUCAGCAAGCUCAGCAUCGCAGAGGUGGUUGACAAGGUUCAGGUCAAGGAGAGAGUUUCCUCCGGCAGCAUGAAGGCCAAAAUCUACGACAUCGAAAUCUCGUUCUUCCCUCCUGAGGAGUACACUGCCGAGUAUGCCAUCACGACGAAGGACGUGCAGAACGCUCUGCAAAACAAGUUCAUCCCUAGACUUGUGAAGCUCACCAAGGCCGAGCUCAAGAAGCGUAACGAAGAGAAGACCCUCAAGAAGUUCUCGACCGCCCAGCCUGAGAUUGGUGUUUCCGUUGGUACGAUCCAGGAUGGCCCUAGCGGCAGGGAUGCCGAGGAAGAGCCGAUGGAUGACGAUGUCGAAGACGAUGAGGAUGAUGCCAAGAGAGCCCGCGGCAACCAGAACCGCAACAACCAGGUCUCCUACGAAGGUCCCGAGGACGAAGAGGCGAACAUGGUGCGCCAGCAGGAUGCCUUGGAUGAGGAUGAGGAUGACGAGGUCGAAACCGCGCGCCAAAAUCGGGACAUCAACAUGGAUGAUGUCUCCGACGAUGAGUCCGACGACCAGGGCAAAGACGCCCAAUUGCGUGAGGAAGACAUCAAGAACAAGUUCGGCGAGGUCACCCAGUUCAAGUUCAACCCCAAGAAGGGUGGGUCUUGCUCCAUCCAAUUGCAGUACGACAUUGAUACCCCCAAGCUUUUGCUGUUGCCCUUGGUCGAAGACGCUGCCCGUACCGCGGUCAUUCAGUCCAUCCCUGGCCUGGGCAACUGCACUUUCGUGGAGGCAGACCCCGUCAAGGGCGAUCCCUCCUAUGUCAUCACGGAAGGUGUCAACUUGUUGGCCAUGCGCGACUACCAGGACAUCAUCAAGCCUCACUCCCUGUACACCAACUCGAUCCACCACAUGCUCACUCUUUACGGUGUUGAGGCCGCUCGUGCCUCGAUUGUCCGCGAGAUGUCCGACGUCUUCGAGGGUCACAGCAUCUCCGUCGACAACCGCCACCUGAACCUGAUCGGUGACGUGAUGACCCAGUCCGGUGGCUUCCGUCCCUUCAACCGUAACGGCCUGGUGAAGGACAGCUCCUCUCCCUUGGCCAAGAUGAGCUUCGAGACGACGGUCGGCUACCUCAAGGAGGCCGUCGUGGAGAGAGACUUCGACAACCUCAAGAGUCCCAGUGCCCGUAUCGUUGUUGGUCGUACCGGCAUCGUGGGUACUGGUGCGUUUGAUGUCCUUGCUCCUGUGGCUUAGACCAAUCUUCUGUGGAUGCAUUUCUUCGCGUUGUAUAUGCUUGCCUGUUUGAUUUCCAUGUAACCCUACGCAUUCUAUCCUCCUGUUUCCCAUUCGUCGUAUCUCUGACGUGUCCAACGAUUUUCUGGAGUUGUCUUUUCAGCGGAAUAAGAAAAGUCCUUCUUAUUAUUUCUCUCAGAAAUAAAUAGCAUUCAAUUAAGAGUAUGAAUCUUUGAUCAGGAAAAGCAUAAGGCCGAAACACAGAUCUUUAAGAUUUUU